AUGGCCCUGACCACAGAGUUGAGGACACAGCUACAACUGAGAGAGGUGGCAGGGAUCCCCCUGCAGGCUAGCACUGUGGACAACUGGAGCCAGAUCCAGAACUUUGAGGCCAAGCCAGAUGAUCUCCUCAUCUGUACCUACCCUAAAUCAGGGACCACGUGGAUUCAGGAAAUUGUGGACAUGAUUGAGCAGAAUGGAGAUGUGGAGAAAUGUCAGAGAGCCAUAAUUCAACACCGCCAUCCAUUCAUUGAGUGGGCUCGGCCACCCCAGCCUUCUGGGGUGGAAAAAGCCAAAGCAAUGCCCUCUCCACGGAUACUAAGGACUCACCUUCCAGUUCAGCUCUUGCCUCCAUCUUUCUGGGGAAAUAACUGCAAGUUCCUUUAUGUAGCUCGAAAUGCCAAAGACUGCAUGGUUUCCUACUACCAUUUUCAAAGGAUGAAUCAAAUGCUUCCUGACCCUGGCACCUGGGAAGAGUAUUUUGAAACCUUCAUCAAUGGGAAAGUGGGCUGGGGUUCCUGGUAUGACCAUGUAAAGGGAUGGUGGGAGAUGAAAAACAGAUACCAGAUUCUCUUCCUCUUCUUUGAGGACAUAAAACGGGACCCAAAGCAAGAAAUUCAGAAAGUGAUGCAGUUCAUGGGAAAGAGCUUGCAUGAAACAGUGCUAGAUAAAAUUGUCCAAGAGACAUCAUUUGAGAAAAUGAAAGAAAAUCCCAUGACAAAUCGAUCUACAGUUCCCAAAUCCAUCCUGGACCAGUCCAUUUCCCCCUUCAUGAGAAAAGGAACUGUGGGGGAUUGGAAAAACCACUUCACUGUGGUUCAGAGUGAAAGAUUUGAUGAAAUCUACAGACAAAAGAUGGAAGGAACCUCAAUAAAUUUCUGCAUGGAACUCUGAACAAGAUGUACAUAGAAAGGUAGAUGACAAGAAUGGGGAAGCUAUCUUCAAUCCUUCAGUCAAGCCCAAAGAAUCUCUGAAAGCAUAUUGUAAAAAUAUACAAUUGUGGUACCACUGUCUCUGUGAUUAUUACCAACCUCAUUUUUCAAAAGGAUUAUGUCUAAUGCUUAUUUUCUCAACCAUCCUUUCCAAAGUAAGAAAUAA
Molecule: messenger RNA, 1095 nt
Organism: Neofelis nebulosa (Clouded leopard)
Lineage: Eukaryota; Metazoa; Chordata; Mammalia; Carnivora; Felidae
Product: sulfotransferase 1C2
Exons: 7
Coding region: 1-891 (296 amino acids)
Biological process (GO): sulfation
Cellular component (GO): cytoplasm
Molecular function (GO): sulfotransferase activity
Source: RefSeq, a predicted model, not a curated record